GGCAUGGUGAUGCCGAAGCAUUCCUCCAAAAACCUGGCGCCCGCCGUGGUCUCCUCAAAACGCAGCAAGCACAGGAAGCAGGGCAUGGAGCAGAAGAUCUCCAAGUUCUCUCCCAUUGAAGAAGCCAAAGACGUGGAGUCAGACCUGGCCUCCUACACAGUGACCACAUCAGUCAGCAGCAGUAACGUGGCCUCCCGGGCGAAGAAGCUGCAGGAUGAGAUCACCUACGGCCUCAAGAAGAAUGUGUACGAGCAGCAGAAGUACUACGGCAUCUCCAGCAGGGACUUGGUGGACGAGGACGACCGCGUCUACUCAUCCGGAAGCAGGACCCGUUCAUCUGGCUACGGGGUAGAGAAGUCGUCCGGCCGCGACGUGAGCAGCCGCAGCAAAUCUUAUGACAGGGAGAGUGUGGAGCGCUCCCAGAAGGGCAGCUCCAAGCCCUCGUCCCUUGGCAUGAGCCAGAGCCGCGGGAGGACUCCCGUUCGCACGCAGGCCUCGGAAGAGGAGAGCCCCAUCAGCCCCCUGGGAAAGUCCAUGGGGGUGUCGCGCUCCUCUGGCGGCCCCGGCCCGCAGGCUGGCGGGGACCCCUGCUCCCAGUUCUGCUCCAGCCACUCGUUGCCUGAUGUGCAAGAACACAUCAAAGAUGUGCCAAGGAAUCACGCUUACAAGCACGAGGAAGGUUACGCCAUGGACGAUUCGCAUUGCGUUGUUUCAGACAGCGAAGCCUAUCAUUUGGGUCAGGAGGAGACAGACUGGUUUGAUAAGCCGAGGGAAGCGCGGUCAGAAAGGGUAAGGCACUACGGUGGCCACUCUUCCUCGCAGAAGAGACCCCCGGUUAAGCACACCUACCACGACUACGAUGAGCCCCCGGACGAUGAGCUGUGGCAGCACGAUGAGUACGCGCCGGCACCGCACGCCCCGGCCCACGCUGCUCUUGGGGCCGUCUUUGUGCCCCGGCAGCGCAGGGCAGGGCACGGGGUUGUGUGGGAGGGAUGGAGCCUGCCCGAGUUCAGUGCGGUUGCACUGUGA
This is a messenger RNA of Tinamus guttatus (white-throated tinamou), 1029 nucleotides long. The record is from RefSeq and is a predicted model, not a curated record. Lineage: Eukaryota; Metazoa; Chordata; Aves; Tinamiformes; Tinamidae.